Molecule: messenger RNA, 2093 nt
Organism: Sabethes cyaneus
Lineage: Eukaryota; Metazoa; Arthropoda; Insecta; Diptera; Culicidae
Gene: beag
Product: protein Red
Exons: 5
Coding region: 90-1637 (515 amino acids)
Biological process (GO): mRNA splicing, via spliceosome
Cellular component (GO): nucleus
Source: RefSeq, a predicted model, not a curated record
UUAGUGCUGUGUUUUUUCUAGCCGUUUUUGCGAACAGUUAACUAUUAUUUCGUGAUUUCGUGAAAAACUGGUUAUACUCAUCGUGUACCAUGCCUGCAGACGACAUACAUGAGCCGGAGACUCCGGCAACUCAACGGCUUACGAAUGAUGAUUUUCGUAAGCUGCUGAUGACUCCGAGAGCACCGAGUGGAUCCGGUCAUUCCGCUGGAUCUGUGCGUGAUGCUAUGGCAAAAUCAUCGACCACCGCUGCGUCCUCUUCUAUAAUGAAACCGCCGUCCACAGAGCGGCAUGAAGCACGUCGGAAGAAGAAAAAUUUUUAUGCGCAGCUUAAAAAGCAAGAGGACAACAAACUAGCAGAAUUGGCCGAAAAAUAUCGUGACCGGGCUAGAGAACGACGUGAUGGAGCUAAUCCGGAUUAUCAGAAUCUAGAUCCAUCAAACUCGACCAGUGGCUAUCGAGCUGUAGCACCGGAUAUUAAAUCUGGACUAGAUGCAGCCGAACGUCGUCGCCAACAGAUUCAGGAAUCCAAGUUUUUGGGUGGUGAUAUGGAACAUACGCAUUUGGUAAAGGGGCUCGAUUAUGCCUUGCUGCAAAAGGUUCGAAGUGAAAUUGUUGCUAAGGAGCAGGAACUGGAUGAAGAAAUCGAAAAACUAGCGGAUAUACCGGCAGAGGCACCGGUAAAGCCACAGGUUAACGAGAGAGAAGUGCAGAAGAGCGACGAAAUCGAAUUUCGGACCGCCAUGGGAAAGAAUGUUUACCGGAUUUUGGAAAUUCAGAGAUCACGUCAUGUCGAACGCAACGAAAUGUUCGCACCGGGUCGCAUGGCCUAUCACAUUGAGUUGGAGGAUGAGAAUGCAGAAACGGACAUUCCGACUACGGUAAUUCGUUCGAAGGCCGAAGUUCCUCUGGUGGCGGGCGACACUCAAACAUUGACAACCAACGACAUAGUGAUCAAUAAGCUAGCGCAAAUUUUGUCCUAUUUGCGCCAGGGUGGCCGUGGAAAGAAGAAUAAGCGAAGGGACAAAGACAAGCCAUUGUUCAAGCUACCUGAUGAUAAGCAUAUGGAUGAUUCGAUUUAUGGAGAUAUUGGCGAAUACAAACCAACGCGUCGUUAUGACCAAGGAGCCUCUUCUUCGAAAGCUGAUGAUAGUCAAGAAAAACACAGAUAUUUCGACAAACCUAGCGAGCAGGAAGAGCGCGAAGCUGCCUCUAUGCAAAUUCCUGUACCACCGAAAAUAUCUGCGCAUCUUAUCACAAAGCUGACAGCCGAACCGGAAGGCUAUGCCGAGUGUUAUCCUGGAUUGCAAGAGAUGAACGAUGCUAUCGAUGACUCGGAUGAUGAAGUUGACUAUACCAAAAUGGAUCUGGGUAACAAGAAGGGACCCAUUGGACGGUGGGAUUUCGACACUCAAGAAGAAUAUUCAGAUUACAUGAGUAGCAAGGAGGCUCUUCCAAAGGCGGCUUUUCAAUAUGGUGUGAAAAUGCAAGAUGGACGUAAGACACGUAAACACAAAACAGAAAAGAAUGAAAAAGCGGAACUUGAUCGGGAGUGGCAGCAGAUUCAGAAUAUUAUUCACAAGCGUAAGACAAAGGAUGGCGACGCUGGCGAGAGCGAUGCUAAAAAGUCCAAGCAGUAAAAUUAAUUGGCGUGAUGAUGAAUUUAUAGAAUUCGAGUGAAAUUCAAAUUAUUUCAAAUAUGCCAUAACCGUUACAUACCUUUGAAAUGUACCCUGUUCCAUAAAGCCGAUUAAAAGAAAGCAAAAUGGUAACAGUUAUAAAGUUUUUAUUGGAGAAUUCUGGUCGAACGGAUAAACGACAAAGUCUUUAGUUUUGUCACACUGAACUUCUGUAACAUUAUUAACAUCAUUCUAGUGAUCCUAAGACAGAUAUUUACCUAACAUACCUUGCCUUGCCCGUUCACUUUUAACCAAAGAUGGUUAUUACAGUUACAUUCAAGUGUCUACAUGCUUUGAAAUCUAUCAUACUCCGAAAUACAAAAGUGUAAAGUUACAGAAUAUAUUUAACCGGGGUAUCCGAUCCACCGUAUUAUAUGCUAACUAGGAUAAAACUAAAAAUAUUCAAAUUAUUAAGGC